AGAUUAGACUUCAGAGUCCCGGGGUUGUUGGUGCAAACUUUUCACUCUCUCUCUCUCUCUCCCCCUCUGCGUGUCUAUAAAAGUGGGAAGCGCAGACUGCUUACUGCGCGACAACAACCACACAUUCCCUUCUAUGUGUUGUGUUGUGCCCCCCCACUUCUCUCCCUCUAUCCCACUUUUCUCAUUUCUUUUCUACUAAAUCUAAAUCUGGAUCUGGAUCUGAAUAAAUAUAGCUUAAGGUGUCAGUUGUGAGUUAACCAAAUUACUACUACAUAAAGCUGAAGCAUAUUUGUUGUCGGUUCAAAUCAGAAGCGGACAAAGAUGAAGGUGAUUGAGAAGAUCCAGGAAGGUGUUGGGAACGACGGGAAGGUAGUUUUCUCCUUCGAGUUCUUCCCGCCCAAGACCGACGAUGGUGUGGACAACCUCUUUGAGAGAAUGGACCGUAUGGUCGCCCACAAUCCCACUUUCUGCGACAUCACCUGGGGCGCCGGUGGCUCCACCGCCGAUCUUACCCUCGAAAUCGCCAACCGUAUGCAGAACAUCGUCUGCGUCGAGACCAUGAUGCAUCUCACCUGCACUAACAUGCCCGUCGGGAAGAUCGACCACGCUCUCGCCACCAUCAAAUCCAACGGCCUCCAGAACGUCCUUGCUCUCCGCGGUGACCCCCCUCAUGGCCAGGGAAAGUUCGUGCAGAUCGAGGGCGGCUUUGCCUGCGCACUCGACCUCGUGAAACAUAUCAGAGCUACCUACGGUGACUACUUCGGCAUUACAGUUGCCGGUUAUCCAGAGGCACAUCCCGAUGCAAUAGGAAGUGAUGGCGUGGCUACGGAGGAAGCUUAUCACAACGAUCUCGCUUAUCUCAAGAGAAAGGUCGAUGCAGGAGCCGAUCUAAUUGUUACUCAACUGUUCUAUGAUACUGAUAAUUUCCUCAAAUUUGUGAAUGAUUGUCGCCAAAUUGGGAUAACCUGCCCCAUUGUUCCUGGAAUUAUGCCCAUUAAUAACUAUAAGGGAUUCAUCCGCAUGACUGGUUUUUGUAAAACAAGGAUACCUGCUGAAAUUACUGCUGCCUUGGAGCCAAUUAAGGACAAUGAAGAAGCUGUCAGAUCAUAUGGAGUUCAUCUUGGGACUGAAAUGUGCAAGAAGAUUUUAGCUCAUGGAAUUAAGACAUUGCAUCUUUAUACAUUAAACAUGGAGAAGUCAGCCUUGGCUAUAUUAAUGAAUCUUGGUUUGCUUGAAGAGACCAAAAUAUCGAGGUCUUUGCCUUGGAGACGCCCAGCAAAUGUUUUCCGUGUCAAGGAAGAUGUUCGUCCAAUUUUCUGGGCUAAUCGUCCAAAGAGCUACAUAACGAGGACUAUAGGCUGGGACCAAUACCCACAUGGGCGAUGGGGUGAUUCUCGUAAUCCAUCAUAUGGAGCAUUAGCUGACUAUCAGUUCAUGCGGCCACGUGCACGUGACAAGAAACUUCAGGAUGAAUGGGCUACACCUUUGAGUAAUAUUGAAGAUAUUCACGAGAAAUUUAAGAAAUUCUGCCUCGGAAAAUUGAGAAGUAGUCCCUGGUCAGAAUUAGACGGGCUUCAGCCAGAAACACGAAUCAUAAAUGAACAGCUAGGGAAGAUUAAUACGAAGGGUUUCCUUACCAUCAAUAGCCAACCUGCAGUCAAUGGCGAAAAAUCUUCUUCCCCAUCUGUUGGAUGGGGUGGGCCUGGAGGGUAUGUUUAUCAGAAAGCAUAUGUAGAGUUUUUUUGCUCAAGGGAGAAAUUGGAUGCACUCGUUGGCAAGUGCAAGGAUUUCCCAUCUCUAACUUACAUGGCCGUAAACAAAGAAGGGAGCUGGAUAUCUAACUCUGGCCAGACUGAUGUAAAUGCUGUAACAUGGGGAGUCUUCCCAGCAAAGGAGAUCAUCCAACCAACUGUUGUGGAUCCUACUAGUUUCAUGGUGUGGAAGGAUGAGGCCUUCGAAAUCUGGUCAAGGGGAUGGGCUGGCUUAUACCCAGAGGGUGACGCUUCCAGAAAAUUGCUUGAAGAGGUCCAGAGCAGCUAUUUCUUGGUCAGCUUGGUAGACAACGAUUACAUCCACGGUGAUCUUUUUGCUGUUUUUGCAGGCUUCUGAGGCGAGCUGCAUUUCUUCCCUUCUUUCUCAAAGCCUAUACUAUCCACUUCAAAGUGGUGCUUUUCUUGAGUGAGAUUAUAUAAUUUUAUUGUUGGAAUGUGUCAAAGUUGUAUUCUAAUUGCUUUAUAAUAAUAAUAAUUCAUUGGGGGUGGUUUGAUACCUCCCUUGCUUUGGUAA
Carya illinoinensis is the source of this 2286-nucleotide messenger RNA. Its product is annotated as probable methylenetetrahydrofolate reductase. Bases 322 to 2109 code for a protein of 595 amino acids. The record is from RefSeq and is a predicted model, not a curated record. Gene Ontology annotation, biological process: tetrahydrofolate interconversion. NCBI's taxonomy places the organism in Eukaryota, Viridiplantae, Streptophyta, Magnoliopsida, Fagales, Juglandaceae. The transcript is spliced from 11 exons. Gene Ontology annotation, cellular component: cytosol. Gene Ontology annotation, molecular function: methylenetetrahydrofolate reductase [NAD(P)H] activity; FAD binding.